Molecule: messenger RNA, 1036 nt
Organism: Melanotaenia boesemani (Boeseman's rainbowfish)
Lineage: Eukaryota; Metazoa; Chordata; Actinopteri; Atheriniformes; Melanotaeniidae
Gene: her12
Product: hairy-related 12
Exons: 2
Coding region: 11-481 (156 amino acids)
Biological process (GO): regulation of transcription by RNA polymerase II; anterior/posterior pattern specification; regulation of neurogenesis
Cellular component (GO): nucleus
Molecular function (GO): DNA-binding transcription factor activity, RNA polymerase II-specific; protein dimerization activity; RNA polymerase II cis-regulatory region sequence-specific DNA binding
Source: RefSeq, a predicted model, not a curated record
CUGCACAGACAUGACCCCCUGUUCAAACAGCUACUCCUCCAUGCACCACACAAGGAUGUCUGAGAAAGACAACAUCAAAUUGAGAAAACCUAUUGUGGAGAAAAUGCGCAGGGAUCGCAUCAACAGCUGCAUAGAGCAGCUCAAAGUCAUCCUGGAGAAGGAAUUUCACAAGCAGGAGCCCAACUCCAAGCUGGAGAAAGCAGACAUCUUGGAGAUGACAGUCAGCUUUCUGAGGCAGCAGCUGCAGUCAGGUCUCUGUCACAGCGACUACAACCAGACCUACUCUCACUGCUGGAGGGACUCCAUGCACUUCCCCUCUGCAGGCUCCAACACAGAGACCUCUACUGCUCCUCUGCAGGCCUUCCAGCAACAGGACCAGGUUCUCCAUCAGGACCAGAGAGUCAGCAGCUCCUCCCCAGUCUCCCCCACCCUCAGGCCCAUAACACCACAGGAAAGAGGCUCAGUUUGGAGGCCUUGGUAGAGACUCUAAGACCUGAGAGGAGGUGGUUUCUCCCUCACUGUGCAGGAAAUGUAUUUCCAGCCCGCUCAUUCAGUGGGUUUCCUCAUUGUCUCAUCACAUUGGUGGACAAGUAAAAGCAAUGGGCUCUCACUUGUUGAAGAUCGCCCUGCUUUGACACAUAUUUUUUUCCUUUAAGUUGAAAGUUGGAUAUUGAUUUUGAAUGAUGAUAGUUUUUUGUAAAUCAUGUGAUUGUUUACUCCAGUGGAGUUUAUCUUUGGACUGCUUGAUGUAACAACAAAUUAUCUACCAUACUGUGUUUUACUGAAAGCCACUGUUGAGAAUAUUUCUCUUCUUUAUUGAAACAUUUAUGCCAAAUUUUAUAUGUGAGGAUGUCUCCUUUGUGUUGUGUGUGUGUGUGUGUGUGUGUGUGUGUGCGCGCAAAAUGGUGUAAAUAUUCAAAUUGAGUAUGUACACUGGAGCCUGGAAGCUGAUAUCAAUGUUUUCUUUUAUGUUUUGACUCCUAAAACUAAUUUCUACUUGGUUUGUAUGACAAUUGAUGAAAUAUACAAUCAUUAA